Messenger RNA from Botrytis porri, 228 nucleotides. RefSeq lists its product as uncharacterized. NCBI's taxonomy places the organism in Eukaryota, Fungi, Ascomycota, Leotiomycetes, Helotiales, Sclerotiniaceae. The coding region runs from base 1 to 228 and encodes 75 amino acids. The transcript has 2 exons. The record is from RefSeq and is a predicted model, not a curated record.
AUGAAUAAGAUCGAAGGUCAAUGUAUCAACCCAAUCGUACACAAAAGCCCAGCAACUCGGGCCCAGUGUAGAUGGCCCAAAGUCCAAAUCAAGAUACAGCCGAAGUUUGAUAUACGUGGGGCAGUAGACCAAUGCCUGGCAGCCGUGCCACUCGUCGAAGCUGCAUUUCGAUCGGGAUUCGACAAGAAGUAUGAUACGCCGAUUCAUGGAAGAAAGGGUAAUCAUUGA